Molecule: messenger RNA, 1889 nt
Organism: Fusarium odoratissimum NRRL 54006
Lineage: Eukaryota; Fungi; Ascomycota; Sordariomycetes; Hypocreales; Nectriaceae
Exons: 2
Coding region: 138-1568 (476 amino acids)
Cellular component (GO): cytoplasm
Molecular function (GO): oxidoreductase activity
Source: RefSeq, a predicted model, not a curated record
AUUCGAUAGCACAAUCCUCUAAAUAAAGUUCAGCUAAACUGAAACAGUGUAUGCCUCCAGAUAACCUCCAUACAUAACAUACCUGAGAUACUGAUCUUGAUUCUGUAAGCAAACUUUCAUCACAUCACAGCGCAAUCAUGGCCAUCCCAAAUGGUAACACAUCUCGCACCGCCGGUACGCCCAAGUGCAUGCCCGUGCCGGACCCAGCGCCAUGCUUCUGGCAACAACAGCAGCCACAGGAUGUGACUGAGCUCCGCGACCACCGCUCUUCAGAGCAGCUACUUGACUACAGCGACAUCGUCAUCAUCGGCGCUGGAUUCGCAGGACUCAGUACAGCGCACCACCUCGUCCGCGAUGCCGGCGCCACGUCUAUCUGCAUCCUCGAGGCCAGGGGUAUCUGCUCUGGCGCCACUGGCCGCAACGGCGGACACUGUAGGCCAGACCUCUACGGCCAUAUUCCAACCUACAUAGAUCGAGCCGGCGAGCGCGCUGGCGCUGAGAUUGCCGAGUUUGAGAUUGCCAACCUGCGCGCCAUCAAGAAGAUCAUUGAUGAAGAGAAGAUUGAUUGCGACUUCACUCUUACCCGAUCCAUUGAUGUCUGGUGCAACGAGGACUCAGCCAAGAAAGCAGAGGCCGUCUACCAAUCAAUGGUGUCUCACAACUUUGAGUAUAUGGAUGAUGUUGUGUUUUAUACAGGCGACAAAGUCGAAGGCAUCUGCGGUGUCAAAGGCGCUGUUGCAUGCGCAAGCUUCACGGCCGGGACCAUGUGGCCCUUCAAAUUCUUGAUGCACCUCACAAGACAACUCCUCACCGCAGGCGUCAACGUCCAGGCACAUACACCUGUCACCUCCGUGACGCCAGACCCCUCGGGUGACGGCUCGUUCAUCGUCGAAACGCCUCGUGGCAAGAUACGAGCAGGCAAGGUCAUCCACGCUAACAAUGCCUAUGUCUCAGCGCUUCUCCCGGAAUACAGCAAAAACAUCAUCCCCUGUAAGGGCAUUUGCUGUCGUAUCACCGUCCCAGAGGGAACCACGGCGCCGCUAUUAAACAACUCAUACAUCACGCGCACCAAGGAUAACACACUCUCGUACUUUAUCCCUCGACACGAUGGUAGCAUCAUCGUAGGUGGUGCUGCAUCUGUUUUCCGGCCUUUCAAGGAACAGUGGUAUGACAAUGUGGACGACAGUGUCCUUAUCGACUCUGCAAAGGACUACUACGAGGACUACAUGCAGCGAACCUACCGCGGCUGGGAAGAGACUGGUGCCAAAGUGAGCAAUAUCUGGACCGGCGUCAUGGGUUACUCAUAUGACUCAAAUCCACACAUUGGUAAAGUUCCCAGCAAGGAUGGGCAAUUCAUCGUUGCUGGGUUUAAUGGACACGGCAUGCCUGUCAUCUGGUUGGCAGCCAAAGAGCUGGCUCGGAUGGUAUCCCAAGGGACUCAAUUUGAGGAGACGAAACUCCCUCGCUUGUUCCAGACAAGCCAGUUCCGCAUUGACCGGGCGCAGAGUGGUAAGGAGGAGGAUGGUGAUAUUAUAGGCACUGGUAAUUUUAGUACUACAAAGCCAUAGAAUAAGAACUGAAAACGAUAUAACGCAUGUCAACUAUACAUAGACUCCCACCACAUGAAAAGAUCUGGAGCCAAGUCUAAGUCAAGAAAAGCAUUCCAGUCACUAACUCCCUCAACUGCCAUAUUGUUAAAUGUGCAAGCAUAGGCAGCGUCCUCGAAGCCGUCUUUCAGCUGAAGUUCAGCACCAUCACUGUCUUCCCGUGUUUCUUCUCCUGAUGCUAUAUCGGGGCUGCCCGACGCGGCUGGUAGAGCUAUCUGUAGCAUAAUGCCCAGGAACUUGGCAUAUCGGAUUGCCAUAUGCGAAUCAUCAGGGGAGCCACCG